AUGUCACAAUCAACAAAUUUUUCGACACCCGCUGCUUCAGCGUCACUUGAACUUAUUCGACCAACAACAAGUGGUUUAAUUUCAUCAGAGAAUCAGUUUCUUAAACAAAAAAAAGUUUUUGAAAGAUUUUCUUCGGUAGAUAUAAGUGGUCAAAAAUAUAUGAAUCAGGAUGAUUUUAUUUCUGCUAUAGCACCAGGUGAAGAUUAUAAAAAAAUUCAAAAAGAACAAUUUGGAAUACUUUUUAGAAUAGCUGAUCAAAGUAAAAGAGGAUUAAUAUCUUUUCAAGAUUUUGUAAUUUUUGAAAAUUUAAUUUCAAAACCGGAUGCUGAAUAUGAAAUCGCUUUUAGAUUAUUUGAUGUUGAAGGCAAAGGAAAAAUUAGUUUUGAUCAAUUUAAAAAUAUUUUAUCUUCUAAUAUUACACCAGAUAGUAUACCUUUUGAUUUUAAUUGUGAAUGGUUGAAAUUAUAUGUUGGUAGAACUCCAGGGAAAGAACAUGACCUGGCUUACGAAGAGUUCACACAAUUAUUAAAAGGAUUACAAUCAGAACGACUUAGGCAAGAAUUUAAAUUUUAUGAUAAAGAAGGUAGUGGAUAUAUCACACCUGAUAAUUUUAAAAAAAUUAUUCUUUCUAUAGCAAGGCAUAAAAUUUCCGAUUAUGUUAUUGAGCACCUACCUACUUUAUGUAAUAUUUAUGCGGGUAACAAGAUCAAUUAUUCAAGUGUCGUAGCUUUUCAUAAUAUUGUGCGACAGAUGGACAUGGUAGAAAGAAUUGUUAUUAAAGCUAUUUCGGGAAGUAGUGAUGGAAAGAUUACCAAGAAUGAUUUCCUUAACACCGCUGCAAAAUCGACAAGGUUUUCAUUAUUUACACCAUUAGAAGUCGAUAUUAUUUUUCACUUUGCCGGGUUAGGAAAUCCAUCAGGAAGGUUAUCAAGACGUGACUUUGCCCAACUUUUGGAUCCUAAGUGGGAGCGACCCCCAGAGAUUCGGUCAACUGUUAAAAAACCAACAAAGGAACAUACUGGAAUUGGAUGGGAGAUAUUACAUCAAGUUUAUUCUUUUGCUCUAGGAUCAAUAGCUGGUGCUGUGGGUGCAACAGUUGUGUAUCCUAUUGACCUUGUCAAGACACGGAUGCAAAAUCAACGAUCUAGGGUUGUAGGAGAAUUGCUAUAUAGAAAUAGUAUAGAUUGUUUUCAAAAAGUAAUAAAAAAUGAAGGAAUAUUGGGCCUUUACAGUGGACUUGGUCCUCAGUUAGUGGGUGUAGCACCUGAAAAAGCUAUAAAGUUGACUGUGAACGAUUUCAUGAGAGCCCGACUUAAGAAUAAAAACACUGGUAUUAUUCCAUUACACUAUGAAAUUCUUGCAGGUGGAAUAGCUGGAGGUUGCCAAGUG
This is a messenger RNA of Scutellospora calospora, 1389 nucleotides long. Lineage: Eukaryota; Fungi; Glomeromycota; Glomeromycetes; Diversisporales; Gigasporaceae. The record is from the annotation of a GenBank genome assembly.